GCCCGGCCCGGCCCGGCCCGCGGUGAGUGGAAGCGUCCGGCCGCGCGGUGCAUUGUGGGCGGGAUUGAGGAAGUAAAAUGGCGGACCUGGCGAACGAAGAAAAACCUGCCAUUGCUCCACCUGUCUUUGUAUUUCAGAAGGAUAAAGCACAGAAGAGAUCAGCAGAUGGAUCAAGCCCAGAAGAUGGGGAUGAAUCUGAUCGAGAGGAUGGGAGCUACUGUCCACCUGUAAAGCGGGAGAGAACGUCGUCCUUAACUCAGUUCCCUCCUUCUCAGUCAGUAGCAAAGAACAACGUUUUUAUGCCAUCAAGCUUCUGUGAACCCUCUACAGGCAACUCUGACUCGGAACCAGAGGAAAAGAGCAGUGGAUUCCGGCUGAAGCCCCCAAUCCUUAUCCAUGGUCAGGCCCCCAGUGCGGGUCUCCCCAGCCAGAAGCCGAAGGAGCAGCAGCGCAGUGUGCUACGUCCAGCAGUAUUACAGGCACCACAGCCAAAAGCUUUCUCACAGAUGGUUCUCAGCAGCGGCACCAAUGGUGUGAAUAUCCCAGCAGAUUCCGCAGCCACAUCAGAAUCGCUAAGUAAUGCUGCACCGAAGAGCUCUGACUCUGAAGACAAGGCAGGAGAAUGUCAGAAAAAAGAGUCUAACAACACUUCAGAUGAUGACAGCUGUGAGAAGGCAGAACUAAAUGCACAGCAAGCGUUUGUAUUUGGGCAAAACUUAAGAGAUAGAGUUAAGCUGGGGGACGAAAGCGAUGAAGCUGCCGACGUGCCCAGCGCCGGCCUUCACGCGACAGACACACCUUCUGCAACAAAUUAUUUUCUACAGUACAUCAGUUCCAGUGUAGAGAACUCUACAAACAGUGCAGAUGCAUCUAGCAACAAGUUUGUCUUUGGCCAGAACAUGAGUGAGCGAGUCCUAAGUCCACCAAAAUCAAAUGAAGGUAGUACAGAGAGUAAUAAGGAGAAUGCUGCUACAGAGUCUGGGUCUGAAUCCUCUUCUCAGGAAGCCACACCAGAGAAAGCAAAUAAUAUUUCCGAGUCCCUGGCAGAGUCUGCAGCAGCCUACACUAAAGCAACAGCAAGGAAGUGUUUGUUAGCAAAGGUCGAAGUGAUCACCGGGGAGGAAGCUGAAAGCAAUGUGUUACAGAUUCAGUGCAAGCUGUUUGUGUUUGAUAAAAACUCCCAGUCUUGGGUGGAAAGAGGUCGAGGACUUCUGAGACUCAAUGAUAUGGCCUCAACAGAUGAUGGAACAUUACAGUCUCGGCUGGUGAUGAGGACUCAGGGGAGUCUCAGGUUAAUCUUAAAUACCAAGCUCUGGGCUCAGAUGCAGAUCGAUAAAGCCAGUGAGAAGAGCAUCCGGAUCACUGCCAUGGAUACAGAGGACCAGGGAGUUAAAGUUUUUCUUAUAUCAGCGAGCUCUAAAGACACGGGGCAGCUGUAUGCUGCGUUGCACCAUCGCAUCUUGGCCUUGCGGAGUAGAGUGGAACAAGAGCAAGAAGUGAAGAAUGUAGCACCUGAGCCAGAGGUAACACAAUCAAACGAGGAGGACAGUGAUGAUGACGUCAUUGCACCUUCAGGAUCAGUUGGAAGUGGUCCUAAUGAUGAAGGUGAUGGGCAGAAUGUUGGCAGCACAUAGCAGACGUGAGCCCCUCUGCUUGCAAGGCUGCUAUGAACACCAUCUUGCAGGCACCUCUGGAUCCCCCAGGCCAGCUGUUCUUUCAGGCAGUGUUGAAGGCUCCAGGACUUAAGAACUGUGCAUCCCUGUUCUGUUUGUUUGGUUUUUUGGUCUGGAUCAGUAGAUUCCACACAGAAAAAAGCAGACUUGGAAACUACCUGAAUGUGGUUUGGGACGUGAAAGCUCAUCAUAUUGAUGAGCCAAAAAGAAAACACAAAAUAAAAAACACAAAACCCAACAAAACCCCAACCAUUUCCCCUCUUCCUUGUAAUUGAAAUGGCACAUUACAGCUUGUCACAGCUUUUCAGUGGGACCUUUUGACUGUUUCUUCAGUAGUUCAUGUCUUGCAGGCCUCCGAGAUAGAACUUUCCGACACGGUUCCAGCUCGAAUUCUGCUUUUGGAGCCCCUCCUCCCCCUUAAGAGUUUCUGCCACCUGCAGGGAAACUGUGUCCUCACCAGUUCACUGACUGCCCUUUUGGGUUCAUUCUCUUUUUGGACUGCAGAUGAGGCAGAUGAUGGUGUUUUCCCUUUUAAUUCCAGCGUAGGUUGUGGGCACUGUUGUUCCCUGUCCAGUGGGUUUGUAAACAGAGAGAAACAAAACAUUGUGCUUCACCAGGAAAGGUUGUUUUUUAAUGCAGUAACAAGAGACUUCAGAGUCUGCAGGAUUCUGCUAAUUCCUUUUCUUUCUUCCCAUUUCAUUAUUAUUAUUUGGGGGUUUAUAUUGUGGUGAUACCAUUUUUUUAUUUUAGUUUUUUUCGAUAAGAUGCUCUUGUGUGUUGAGAAAGUGAAACUAUUGUUUUGUACUGUUCUUUUCUGUUCCUAUUUAAGGGAGAGCUAAGCCACUAUAUAUAAUAGAUGUUGCAUACAAUUUUUUCUUAGGAAAUAAUAUGUUUCUGUGGCUACAGUGAAGUGGAGGAGGCAAACAGAUUACACCUUCAGGAAAGCUGAGGAGGAAACAGCAGUUUAGCCCUUGGAAGAAUAAACCGGGCUCAUGUAAUGAGCUCUGCCAGCCAUUCAAGUAAACCUGUACUCUGAAGCAGCUCUCAUUUAAUGGCUUGAUUCAACAAGCCAUGGAAGCACUUGCCUGAUUUACCUACGUGUGAAUAAUCUUCCUGAAGUCAAUGCAGCUAUUCAUGCUUAAAGUCGAGUACAUUUUUCAAUACCUUGCUGGAUUAACGGCCUUAAAUAGAAACUUCUAACCCUUCCUGUCCCCUGUUCUGUUUCCUGAAGUCUUGCAGCAUGAAGAAAAAGGUAAUAUUGCCAGCUUUGAAUAGUUUGGGCUGAAGGAUAUUGUAUUCUGUUCCACCAAAAUAAAAGCAAGAAUGUGUUUUCCUGUGUGUAA
Pezoporus occidentalis (night parrot) is the source of this 3016-nucleotide messenger RNA. RefSeq names its product RAN binding protein 3 (gene RANBP3). The transcript is spliced from 17 exons. Bases 78 to 1634 code for a protein of 518 amino acids. Gene Ontology annotation, biological process: protein export from nucleus. Lineage: Eukaryota; Metazoa; Chordata; Aves; Psittaciformes; Psittacidae. The record is from RefSeq and is a predicted model, not a curated record. Gene Ontology annotation, molecular function: GTPase activator activity. Gene Ontology annotation, cellular component: cytoplasm; nuclear pore.